AUUAACUCAAAAAUCGAGGGUUACGUUACCAAAAACAAUCGCAUCUAUCGAAUGACUCAUAGUUCUGUAUGGCAAGUAAUAAGAUUAUUAAUAAGUUUCAUCUAACUAAUCAAUGCAUUAUUUGUAUAUAAAAGACUUAAUUAUUAUAAUCAACAACAAUAAUCGAGUAAGAGUAUUCCGCGAGUUAGUAUGAGUAUCCCCAAAUCACGAAAGAAGAUUAAAUCCGUCACACUAACUUGUAGAAUACUCUGGAGUUAAAUCUCUUGUACUUUGGGAUAUAAAAUUACUUGGGGACACAGUAGUUGAACUCCUUAUAUGCUACAGUACAAUGAAACGAAAUUUGAUUAUCUAAAAAAGAAGAAAAAGAACCGUCGAUCGGUUAUCGUUAUUGAUUAUCAUAGAUAGAAGUCUUUUACAUACAAAUAAUGAAUUGAUUACUUUAGAUGAAACUUAUUAGUAAUCUUAUUACUUGCCAUACAGAAGUAUGAGUCCUCGAUUUUUGAGUUAUUAUGUCCGUUCUCGUUACCUACACUUUCUGCACUUUUUGAAAACUGCAAAAAGCGUAGAGAAUGAGAACAGACCUAUUGUCUACUUUUAUGAUACAAGUCGAAACCAAUCGAAACUGGCAAAAUAUUUCAUCACUGGCUGAUAUCACUAAAUUUGUGUUCGAUGAGGGGGAGGGGGGGGGAACUCGCUCUCGAGCACGGCAACUUCAGGUGCCUUACUUGAGAUAGAACUGGAUGGUACAGACGUCAAACAAAUCACUGUAAAAUGACUUCUUGCUUUGAGAAUAUACAGAUUCCACCCUGUGUGUGGUUCGAGGGUGGCGAGAAGCGUAAUGCUUAUGCAUCCAUGCUUGCUGGAACUCUAUUCUUUAUGGGAUGGUGGUUUAUUAUCGAUGCCCAUGCAAAAUAUCCUAGUGAAAUGUCAAAUGCAUAUCAUGUAUGUGGAGUAUUUGGUACAAUAUCUCUUUUCAUGAUAAAUUCAGUGACUAAUGCCCAAAUAAGAGGCGAUGCAUAUAAUGGAGGAUGUCUGGGAGCUAGAGGUGCCAGAGCCUGGCUCUUUGUAGGAUUUGUAAUAGGAUUUGCUUCAGUUAUUGCAGCAUGCUGGAUUUUGUUUGCUGACUUUGUUACAGCCGAUGUUCCCCACCAUUGGCCAGGAGUUGGUCUAUUUCUGCAAAAUAUAUUUAUUUUUUUGGGCUCCUUAACAUAUAAAUUUGGACGGUCUGAAGAUCAAUGGAGCUAAUUUAUAUGUACUUGAUGGGUGUAUAAUUAUUGUAUUAUUCAACAAAAGUUUUUAAAACUUAUUGCCCACUUAUUUUUUAUGAGCAUAAGCAGAUGUAGUCCGUUACAAUAUUGCUGCUCAUUAUGAUAUCAUUAAUAUUAAACAUCACCUAUUAUUGUAAAAAUUACUUUUACUGUAAAAAUUUAAAAUAAUAAGCAAUAAUUGGAAUAUACCUAAAUAAUAAAAACAGUUGCUUUAUA
Molecule: messenger RNA, 1484 nt
Organism: Cephus cinctus (wheat stem sawfly)
Lineage: Eukaryota; Metazoa; Arthropoda; Insecta; Hymenoptera; Cephidae
Product: transmembrane protein 50A
Exons: 4
Coding region: 772-1245 (157 amino acids)
Biological process (GO): late endosome to vacuole transport via multivesicular body sorting pathway; protein targeting to vacuole
Source: RefSeq, a predicted model, not a curated record